This is a messenger RNA of Carassius auratus (goldfish), 2792 nucleotides long. Its product is annotated as leucine-rich repeat and fibronectin type III domain-containing protein 1-like protein. Bases 1010 to 2392 code for a protein of 460 amino acids. The record is from RefSeq and is a predicted model, not a curated record. The transcript has 3 exons. Lineage: Eukaryota; Metazoa; Chordata; Actinopteri; Cypriniformes; Cyprinidae. Gene Ontology annotation, molecular function: protein binding.
CUAACGCGGGAACACACCUUUAUCUCCGCGUUGAUCAGAUUAUUGUAUAAUGUUAUUUCCGUCUGAUUAAGAACCCGCUCACGUGCCGGGCGCUCAUUUAACAUUUGCUCCUCCUGUGUGGCAGGGUCCUAUAGUUUCGCCUGACUUGGAGCUCUCCUCUCACACUCUGUAAUGUUGUAUCUGUUUUACCUCUCACCAAUCUCAAAGUCACAAGUUCCUGCCAUCCGCGUUAACAGCGCGCCUGUUUGUGUGCAUGCAGGGGAGCAGUGCUUCAGGCGGAGGCAUGCAUGCUUAUUGCCAGUGAGCAGUGAAGAUCUACCCCUAUAACGCCCACUCUUCAGCGUGCUCCAAGACGAACAGACGCUUCGUGCGUAUUUGUCUUCUAACUCAUCUAUCAGGAUGAUAUUGCGAGGGGCUUCCUUAACGAGGAUUUACACCACUGACGGAUUGGAUUGUCCUGUAUUUGAGCAGCAUACGGAUAUGUAUUUUUUAUCGCAAGAUGAAAUGAAAAGCCACGGAAAGUAGAUAUAUGUUUCUCCGCACCUUGGAAGAAGGGUCGAGCACAAGAAUGGGAACUAUUUAUGCGCGAAGGCAAAAGUAGAGGCAAAUUGCAUUGCGCUGCAUAAAGAAAAUGAAAGCGUGCUUUUCGGUUCACAUUGCGAAGAACAUUAUGGUACUGUGCAACCGCACCGAACAUGUCUGAUCUUUUAACCCAGUUUUAAUUAGUGCAAUCCGACCUCAUCCUCGUCAAACGACCACCGGCUUUCACUUUUCACCGGAGGAUAAGGUGCAUCGCUGUGGAAAGGUGGAUGGAGCUCCGAAAUCUCCAGCGCUGUCUGUCGUGGCUCUGAGCGCCAGAUAUUCUCAUGUUCCUGGGCCAAUGCAUCGAGUCUCUGCUCUCUGCCAGCCUGUCCACAUGUAGCAGCCGGCGUCUACAUCUAUCCGCCAGUGGAGUCUUCAUGAACAUCUCCAGCCAUUUUACACUUCUCAGAUAGAGUUCCCCCGAGAGAUGGAGUGGCUGAUCUUCUCCCUGCUGCUGCUGGCUGUGUCUACGGCGGGACAGCUUUGCCCCAAGCGUUGCAUGUGCCAGAACCUGUCACCAUCUCUAACUAUCCUCUGUGCCAAGACCGGCCUGCUUUUCGUGCCAACAGUCAUUGACAGGCGUACAGUAGAGCUGCGUCUCACCGAGAACUUCAUCACAGCGGUGAGGAGAAGGGACUUCGCAAACAUGACAAGUCUCCUGCACCUGACACUGUCCCGCAAUACCAUUAGCCAAAUUAUGCCUUACACUUUUGCCGAUCUUAAGCGGCUGCGUGCAUUGCAUCUAGACAGUAACCGUUUAAGCGUCAUCACGGACGACCACUUCCGGGGACUCACCAACCUUCGGCAUCUUAUCCUUGCCAACAAUCAACUGCACAACAUCUCUCCACAUGCAUUUGAUGACUUUCUGGGGACUCUUGAGGACCUGGAUCUCUCAUACAAUAACCUGGUGGAAAUACCAUGGGAGACUAUAGGACGCCUCACCAAUGUGAACACUCUUAACAUGGACCAUAACCUCAUAGAGAACGUGCCUCUAGGGGUCUUUUCAAACCUACACAAACUAGCCCGUUUGGAUAUGACUUCCAAUAAGCUAAAGAAAAUCCCCCCUGACCCCUUGUUCCUUAGGAUUCCAGUUUAUGCCAAGUCAAAAGGGUCACCCCUUUCCUCCCUCGUCUUAAGUUUUGGAGGGAACCCACUGCAUUGUAACUGUGAGCUACUCUGGCUAAGGAGGCUAACGAGAGAGGAUGACCUGGAAACUUGUGCAUCACCUCCUGACCUUACAGCAAAGUACUUCUGGACCAUCCCAGAGGAGGAGUUCAUAUGUGAUCCACCUGUUAUUACAAGGAAAUCUCCCAAAACCUUCACCAUGGAAGGCCAGCCCACUAGUCUGAAAUGCAAAGCCAAUGGAGACCCAGACCCAGAUGUUCACUGGAUCUCCCCAGAGGGCCGUCUAGCUGCCAACACCUCCCGCACUUUAAGCUUUAGCAAUGGAAGCUUGGAGAUCAACAUCACUUCACUGAAGGAUACAGGAGUCUUUACCUGCAUUGCAUCAAACGCCGCUGGGGAGUCUACAGGCACGGUGGAGUUGGUGGUAAACCCACUGCCGCACCUAGCUAACAGCACUAACCGAAUCAGAGAACCUGAUCCAGGACCAUCUGAUAUUCUAACCUCUGCCAAGUCGACUUCAUCCGUAAGCAAUGAGACCAGGUCUCAGGAGAGGAAGGUGGUACUUGCUGAGCUUACGGCAAAUUCUGCACUCAUCAGAUGGCCUUCGCAACAACAUUUCCCUGGUAUCAGGAUGUAUCAGAUUCAGUAUAACAGCUCGGCAGAUGAAACUUUGGUCUACAGGUAAGAUGCCUCAUUGUUUUGUGAGAUUGAAAAUCUAAUCACAUGUAUAGUUGGUCAUUUGGUUGUGCUAAUGCUGCAAUGUUUAUUUUUUAUGGUGCAAUUGCAUAUCCAAUAAGGUAUUCAGCCUUCUGUUUUAUUAUUGUGAUGAUAUGUUGUUUUUGUUGUUGGGUACCAAUCUUUAUUGAUUUUAUUGCUGGGACUUACUCUAAAUAUUUCUUCUGUUUACUGUCAUUUAUUUUCUGUGUUUAAUGCAACAAUCAAUGGUCUUCAUCUCCAUGGACCAGCCUUAUGCUGCAGGUUUCAGAAUGCCAAAAAUAAAAUAAAAAUAAAGGAGUAAUUUCUGCUGUAUUCCACCACAGAAUGCUUUUGUCAUGAUAAAAGAGAAAAUAUUUCUUCAUCUAUCA